AUGGGUCAAUUUAUAGAUUAUCUGCAGUCUUUUCCGCCUAAGCAUGAGCUGCUACUAGUGGCACAUAACGCAAAAGCGUUUGAUGGAGUGCUAGUGCUUCAGGAACUAUUGGCUAGGAAGUUGAAAGUAGAACCCGUUCUUCAGGGUGCCAAAAUUCUCUCAGUGAAGGUUGGAAAUUGGAAAUUUAUAGAUUCCUUGAUGUUUCUACCUAUGCCUCUAAGCGCCAUGCCUAAAUCAUUUGGAUUGGACGAGUUGAAAAAGGGGUAUUGGCCAUUCUUGGCUAAUAAGCCUGAAUAUUAUCAAUAUGAAGGUCCUAUGUUGGAAAGAGAACUCUACUGCGUGUCAAACAUGAAGAGUAAGGCUGCCUCUGAUUUCAAUGCGUGGUACGAAAAACAGGUAUCGGAGAAUUAUGUGUUUAAUUUCCGCCGUGAGUUGAUUGAAUAUUGCAUUUCUGAUGUGACAAUCUUACGUCAGUCCUGUCAGGCAUUUCGAAAGCUAUUUAAGGAGGUUGCCGGAUUUGAUUGUAUGUUCAACUAG
Frankliniella occidentalis (western flower thrips) is the source of this 537-nucleotide messenger RNA. RefSeq lists its product as uncharacterized. The transcript has a single exon. Lineage: Eukaryota; Metazoa; Arthropoda; Insecta; Thysanoptera; Thripidae. Gene Ontology annotation, biological process: DNA replication. The record is from RefSeq and is a predicted model, not a curated record. Gene Ontology annotation, molecular function: DNA binding; DNA-directed DNA polymerase activity; nucleotide binding. Bases 1 to 537 code for a protein of 178 amino acids.